GAGGGGGGAGAGUGUUCUCAAGUUUCGCUCUCAUCACAGAGCGCGUCCCUCCUUAAGACGCACGGGCUCUUACUUUGAAACUCUUUCCCAGACGCAAUCGUGGAGCUGGGACAGCCUGUCGAUCAACUUGAAGUUUUGCGGAGGAGAAAAUGAGCGUGUGGUGAUGUUACCUGCAGCAGCUUGGACGGUCACAAGCGCCGCUGAGUUGGAAAACUUUUUUUUUUUUUUUUUUGAACUAAUACGUCUUCGAGUGAUUCGCAACUUCAGGACCACCGGCUGUCCGGUGCUGCCUGUGUGAGGAUCCAGCAGCACAACUUCUUCCAGUCGACGAGAUGUUUGCACGAUAAAUGACUUAUUCACUGAGGCUGGAGUGGAAUGCACUCGACCGGGGACGCGCACGAUGGCCUGGAGAGUGUGGUCAAAAUCCUGCUGUGGCCAAAAAUGGAUCCUCCUCCUUUCCCCCCUCUUCCUCCUAUUUCUCACCAUCUCCAUGAUGACAAUCACUCUGCCCCUUCCUUUGCCGCCCGCUGACAUCGACCGGCGGUCAUCCCGAGCUCUAAACUCCGCUGAGGAGUUUAGAUCCAGGCCGCGGCUUCUUGAGCCCCCUCCGGCUGCUGCCUUCCAGCAGCCACUCAGUCACAUCCACAGUGGUGUCUGGAGAACGGGCGCUGGAAAAGAAACCUCUAAACAUUCAGUCUUACCUAAACCUUUCAGGGAAGCUGCUGGCGAUGACAAAAACAACAUUAAAAAGAGCAGGAAUACCCACAAAUGCAAAGGCAUCGCCUGCAAGAGAAAAGAGACGGUUGGCGCCAUCAAGCAAACCAGUCAUCGACAUCUCCCAGCGUUUACAGUCAACAACACAAAGCCAAAGCAUAGAAUUAAGCCAAGCAACCACAGUGCUGUGGUGAGGCACGCUGCACAGGCGUAUAUUCAUCUUGAAAGGGAUAAAUCCACAGCUGAACAUAUCCCUGCUCCAGCAGAUACCAUAAUAAGUGAAAAAAAAUCUGUAGACAGACAGGCAGGCAGAUGGGGGGAUAGACAAAUACAUGGCAUCUAUACAAGUGCAAAGCUUGCAGGAUAUCACCAGGCUUUGGAAAAACACAGACAAACAACAAAGCAGUCUGGGAAAUCUGACAAAGUCAGUAAGGAGCGGCAGGCUCCAAAUAAGUCCCCCGGGGAUCUCAAGAAACGCCACAAUCCCUCUGAGGAUCCCUCUGAAGUGGGGAAGAAUUCUGCGUCACUGGACCGCGGGGGGGCUUUGUCCGAACCCCAGACAGGCGUGACGAGAGACGGCAGCGAGUGGUGUCAGAGCUUCAGAGAGCAGGACUUCCCAGACAGUGACCACAGGAGGAUCAGGAUUAGUGCGGAUCUCCAGGCUCUUCCAUGGCUCAGCUUGGACGACAUCCAGAAGAUGGAGCUCCUUGCCGGGGGUGAGGUAGCCAGCAAGGCCAGGGUGCCUGCUCAUGGUCAGGUGCUGCAAGUGGCGCUGGAUCCUCCUGCACACCCGCAGAAGCUGUCACUAACCAGAGAUUCUCAUCAGCACACGUCUGCACAAGGACACGCUGCCUCCCACAGCGAGCGCUGCAAGCAGGGACACUGCUCGCUGAUCAAACGCACCGAGGACUGGUUUGAGGUGUUCGCCUUCCACCUGGACAGAGUGCUGGGGAUCAAUAGAAGCCUCCCUGCAGUGCUGAGGAGUUUUCACAGUGACAUUCUGCCCUACCGGUACACCAGUGGUAUCCCCAGACCGGCAGUGUGGUGGGACCCAGGCAUUCAGCACCUAGCCGACAAAGACAAUGACCAGAACUCGGUGCCUCUCAGCUGGGACCAGUACCAGAAGCUACUGGAGGCUCGAUGUGGGCGCAGUUCAGACCUGAGGUCAGCUCCCUGCGUGGGAGUGCAGCAUUCAGAGUGGGGGAGACUGGCUCUCUUCGACUUCUUAUUACAGGUGAACGACCGUCUGGACAGGUACUGCUGUGGUUUCACUCCUGAUCCAACGGAGCUCUGUGUGGAGAAUUUACUGAACGCCAGAUGUGGCCACACCAAGGACCUGCUGCUGGUCCACAUCCUGGUGAGGAAGACCGAUCCCUCCAGACUGGUUUUCAUAGACAACGCCGGCAGACCCCAGCAGACCACCGACAACCUCAACUUCAGGCUCGUUGAGGGCAUUGAUGAGUUUCCAGAGAAAGCCGUGUCCGUGCUCCACUCGGGCUGUCUGGAAAGUCUUCUUCUACGCUCCCUUUACACGGACAGGGAAUUCUGGGACAGCCGUGGAGGCGCCAGCGGUCUCAGGCCUCUCAUCCGCACGGUGGAGCAGAGGGGGCAGAUUCUCCUCCAGCACAUCAGGGACAAAAAGCUCCGUCUCAAGGGGGACCUGUGACCGAAAAUGCCAAUGCAUUUCAUUGAUGCACCUGGCACGACAUCAGAAAGGAAUUUGCAAAUCUGUUUUUAUAUAUUUUUAUUAGUUUGUUACUAAAAGGAAGUAUCACGAUUAGAUAGGCAGAAAAUUAGGUUUCUGUGCUGUUUAUGACAAUACUAAAAAGUCGUUGCUUGAACCGCGUUUCAUUUGUUUUUCUUGCCGAGACGAUUCAGCUCUGGAAGCAGGAUCAAACAUAACCCUCACAGUAACGCGUGUGUCAGUGUGUUGUCUCCUCUGGACUGUCAUGAAGCAAAAUACACCCCGGAUCCAAUGUCCUCAAAGUCUAAUUGAUGCAAAUGAUUCGAUCGCCUGCGCCAUGUGAAAUUCCCCCUGUAGCUGUAGCUGUAGCUGUGUCUGUUGUUCGGGAUGCACCAAACAUCAUUGUGAUUUUAAUUCAACUCUGCAAUCUGCAUCUCACCAAAUGUCCCUUCACAAAAACAAAAUGUGAGACAGUUAAUCCCCCAUUUCCACCGACGACAGCAAGCACUCGUUUUUUUUCCCAAGCGGUUUAAUGGAAAUAAUUUUUUUUCCCCCUCUCUAUUUUAAUGUUGUACAUGGAACUAGCAGCCGAUUGAGCGUUUGAUUUGGAUGUCUGUUUUUAUGAGAUAAGCUUUUAAUCGAGGGAUUAAAAAUGGCUGUCAGCAAUUAGCUUCUGGACCGGAUCCUGGAAGCCUUUUGAUAAAAAUGGACCAAAUAUAUAAAUAUAUAUAUGUGUGUGUGUGUGUGUGUGUGUGUGUAUGUGUGUGUUGCGUCAAAGCCUGUCUUUGCACAUUGUCAAAAUGCACCGCAGCGUGGAGAAGCGAAGGGUGAUAGAAAAGGCAGAAAACUGGAUAAAAAUCAAGCGUCUUCAAGGAAAGAACGGAGCUGAGGCUUUUCCGUCUGAGUGACACAUUCCUAAAGCCGAACUGUCACAAAACAUUCAUUUGCUAUGUGGGUCUUAUGAAGAGCACAAACGAUAUCACUUGAAGCUGUUUUAUGCCUUAUUAAAAUUCCACACAUAUUGGUAGCUCGUGGAUUAAUGACAUUUUCUAUGGCUCCCUCUUUCAUCACUGAAUAAAUGGCUCUAAUGAGAAAUGG
Mugil cephalus (flathead mullet) is the source of this 3496-nucleotide messenger RNA. It is a transcript of the gene gask1a, whose product is annotated as golgi associated kinase 1A. The coding region runs from base 401 to 2380 and encodes 659 amino acids. The transcript has 6 exons. The record is from RefSeq and is a predicted model, not a curated record. NCBI's taxonomy places the organism in Eukaryota, Metazoa, Chordata, Actinopteri, Mugiliformes, Mugilidae. Gene Ontology annotation, cellular component: Golgi apparatus.